AUGUAUAAUUGCUUCUUUUUUUCGUCUGACCAACAGGACCAACCCAAGAAAGAGAGUGUAGUUUGCGCUGGUGGUUUAAAAAGGUUGGUUCCCGAUGCGUGCACUGUGCAGGAAGGAUGGGUGAAGGACGAAGAUUCAGAUUCCCACAAGCCAAUCCUAAAGCUUCAACUCGGCGGAGACUCCAAAGUAUGGUAA
Molecule: messenger RNA, 195 nt
Organism: Sclerotinia sclerotiorum 1980 UF-70
Lineage: Eukaryota; Fungi; Ascomycota; Leotiomycetes; Helotiales; Sclerotiniaceae
Exons: 2
Coding region: 1-195 (64 amino acids)
Source: RefSeq, a predicted model, not a curated record